AUGAGCAAAUUUUUGUUACUUUUCAUUUUUAUCUUGGCAACAACUUAAGCAAUAACAUUUGAUUUAACUAGGCAUUGUGCAUGUGAAGAAUUGAAUGAAAGUGAAUGCCACAGAUUAUACUAAGUUUGUAAAUGGACAACUACUUGUGAAACAAUUUUAUCAAUAGCAUCUUUUUGCUCUAGUUUAUAGGAAUCAAGUUGCACUAAAUUAGAAUCAUACUAUUAAUGUGUUUGGGAAAAUAAAGCUUGUGUUGAGAAAACAUAUACAUGCGAUGACUUCAAAACAAAUCCUGAAUGUACCCACGAAUUAGAUUGUUGGUGGAAUAAAUCAGGAAAAUGUGCUUCAUUUACAUCUUGUGUUGAUUAUGAUGAAAGCAAUUGCAAUCGUUCUGGAUGCGAAUACAUUUCAGGAGCAUGCACUUAAAUUACAUGUUCUUCAUUCUAAUCUGAUCAAGAUUGCAAAUACAUGGAUUCUUAACAUUCUUUCUGUAGAUGGACGGAUGAUAAUAAAUGUCAACCGUUAUCUACAACGGCAACAUGCACAGACUUAAGUAGCUAUAAGUUCAAAUGUGAAGACAAUUUCGCGUGUAAAUAUGAAUCAAAUUAAUGUUCGUUUAGAACAUGUGCUGAAAUUAUAGGUAAGUACAAUAAUUGUAGAACUCUUCCUAUUAGUGGAACCGAAAAGAUAUUAUGUAGUUGGGAUGGAACAACCUGUGCUGAUGCAGAGGAUGCAAGCGAAUUAACAGAAAGUAAUUGUUUUGAAUGGUCUGCCUAUAAUUAUAGAUGGACAUCUGAUAAUAAAUGUGAAGCAUGCGAUACUUUGGUAUCAUUUGGUAAUUCAACCAGUGCUGCUAUCAUUCCAGUAUUUUUUGCAAUUGCUUUUAUUACCUGA
Messenger RNA from Paramecium tetraurelia, 891 nucleotides. RefSeq lists its product as uncharacterized. The transcript has a single exon. NCBI's taxonomy places the organism in Eukaryota, Ciliophora, Oligohymenophorea, Peniculida, Parameciidae. The record is from RefSeq and is a predicted model, not a curated record.